AUGCCGGUGCGCUUCAAGGGGUUGAGUGAAUACCAGAGAAACUUUCUGUGGAAAAAGUCAUAUUUGUCAGAGUCCUGUAAUUCCUCAUUGGGGAGAAAGUACCCAUGGGCUGGACUUAGAUCAGAUCAAUUAGGAAUCACAAAAGAGCCAAGUUUUAUUUCCAAAAGAAGAGUCCCUCACCAUGACCCACAGAUUUCAAAAUCUCUUGAGUGGAAUGGAGCUACCUCAGAGAACGCUGCGGUUGUAUCACCAGAACCCGAAGCCCCCAGAACACCAGAACCAGAACAAAAAGAAGAUGUUAACCAAGAAAGGGUUCUUGCACUUGACGCCUCCAGGGUUCCCAAGAGAACCAGAUCUCACUCUGCAGACUCCAGAGCUGAAGGGGCUUCAGAAAUUGUGGAAAAUAAGGAGGAUAUAGUAGCAAAUCAUGUACCAGUUAAUGAAAAUGUGGAGCUGGAACAUUCUACCAAGCUUCUUUCAGAAAACAUAGAUGGUGGGUUGGAUAGACUUCUACAGAAAAAAGCUGGACUGACUGUUGUUCCUUCACAUAAUGUCUUGAGAAAUUCUGAAUAUCAAAGGCAGUUUGUUUGGAAGACCCCUAAAGAAACUGCUUCAGCUUUUGCAGCCAAUCAGGUUUUCCACAAUAAAAGCAAAUUUGUUCCACAAUUCAAAGGUAACUCAGUCAUCCAUGAAACUGAAUACAAAAGAAAUUUUAAGGGUUUAUCUCCAGUGAAAGAACCAAAACGAAGAAAUCAUUUGAAGGAGAACGGAAAUUUUGAAACAAUAUCUCCUGAAAAGAAGUAUAAUAAAACAGAUGAUCCUUUAAAAUUAGAAGCAGAGAUGGAAUCAAAAGACUCAAACCAGCCUAAAAAGAAACUUACUCCUUGGAGACAUCAAAGGCUUGGGAAGGUGAAUUCUGAAUAUAGAGCAAAAUUUCUGAGCCCAGCCCAAUAUUUAUAUAAAGCUGGGACUUGGACACGUGUGAAGGAAAACAUACCAAAUCAGGUUAAAGAACUCCGAGAGAAGGCUGAGUUUUAUAGGAAACGAGUUCAGGGAACUCAUUUUUCUCGGGACCAUCUGAAUCAGAUUCUGUCUGAAAACAACCGCUGUUGGGAUGUCUCCUCGACCACGAGCUCAGAAGGAACCAUUAGUAGCAACAUUAGAGCACUAGAUCUUGCUGGAGAUCCUACAAGCCAUAAGACUUUGCAGAAAUGUCCUUCUACAAAACUAGAAGAAAAAAGACCUAUCUUGGAAGAACAGCCCCAGAAAACUACCACAGAGAAAUUGGGUGUGUCAGAUGCUCCCAUACCUGUUAGAAGGCGUCUGGCUUGGGAUGCAGAGAACACCACUGAAGACACACAGAAACAGCCAAGAGAGGAGGAGGAAGAGGAGGAAAGGGACAAGCAGGUUAAUGUGGGAGAGCUAGGGAAGUUGGAAGUACAGGAAAAAUCUAAAGCAGACAAGAUAAAAGAAGGGUCGGAGUCGUCUUCUGUGUCCUCAGGAAAAGGAGGCAGGCUUCCUACUCCGAAGCUAAGAGAACUUGGUGGAAUCCAGAGGACUCAUCACGAUCUUACCACUCCAGCUGUUGGUGGUGCUGUUUUAGUGUCUCCAUCUAAAAUGAAGCCUUCAGUUGCAGAACAGAGAAAAAGAAUGUCCUCUCAGGAUGGCUUAGAAACUUUGAAGAAUGAUUUUAGGAAGAAAGAAAGUCGUGCUAUACCCCUCCUGACUUCUCCAGCUGCUGGUCUAAAAACAAUUGAUCCCUUGCCUUUGAGGGAAGAUUCUGAGCCCAAUAUCCCCAAAUUUGCUGAGACAACUCUUCCAGUUUCAAAAAUUCCAGAAAAUCCAACUAACACACCUGGGCAGUCUCCAUCUCCACCCUGUGCCCCAUCCUACUGGCAUCCUUCUCGUCGAAUUCAGGGCUCCCUGAGAGAUCCAGAAUUUCAGCAUAAUGUGGGAAAAUCAAGGAUGAACAAUUUCCAGUUACCUCAGCAAGAAGCCUUUAAUGAUGAAGAUGAGGACAGAUUAUCUGAGAUUUCUGCUCGCUCUGCAGCUUCUAGUCUCCGGGCUUUUCAAACUCUGGCACGAGCUCAGAGAAGGAAGGAGAAUUUCUGGGGCAAAACAUAA
Lipotes vexillifer (Yangtze River dolphin) is the source of this 2124-nucleotide messenger RNA. It is a transcript of the gene SAXO6, whose product is annotated as stabilizer of axonemal microtubules 6. NCBI's taxonomy places the organism in Eukaryota, Metazoa, Chordata, Mammalia, Artiodactyla, Lipotidae. The coding region runs from base 1 to 2124 and encodes 707 amino acids. The record is from RefSeq and is a predicted model, not a curated record. Gene Ontology annotation, molecular function: microtubule binding. Gene Ontology annotation, biological process: retina development in camera-type eye; negative regulation of centriole replication. The transcript is spliced from 14 exons.